This is a messenger RNA of Camellia sinensis, 879 nucleotides long. The record is from RefSeq and is a predicted model, not a curated record. NCBI's taxonomy places the organism in Eukaryota, Viridiplantae, Streptophyta, Magnoliopsida, Ericales, Theaceae.
AUGAAGUAUCUGGGGCUCCCGCUGGGAGGUAAUCCAAGGGGUGAGGUGUUUUGGGAUCCGGUUGUGGAAAAGAUAGGGAAGUGGUUAAAAGGAUGGAGAAGGGCUUUACUAUCUCGGGGAGGCAGGUACACGUUGGUUAAAACAGUGCUAAGCGGAAUUUCAAUUUAUUUCAUGUCUGUGUUUAAGAUUCCAGUCAAUGUAGCAAAAUUUAUAGAGAAAUUAUUUAGGGAUUUCCUUUGGGAAGGGAAAGAUGAAGGAUGGAAGGAUCAUUUGGUGAAGUGGGAAACGGUGUCCUUAUGCAAGGAAAAGGGUGGUUUGGCCAUUAGUAAUAUAGUGGCUAGAAACACCGCUUUGCUGGGCAAGUGGUUGUGGAGAUUUCUCGCUGAGUGUGAUUCAUUAUGGCAUGCGGUUAUUAAAAGUAAAUAUGGGAUUCAGGUCAAUUUCUGGGAGGAUGUUUGGGUGGGUUCCUCGUCUUUGGCGGAGAUCUAUCCACUAUUGUAUAGGGUUUCUCAAUCUCAUUAUGUUUCUGUUGUGUCUGUGGCGGGUUCUUUGGUGGCUCCUUUUUCUUGGAAUUUUAAUUCCCGCCGGAAUCUUCAUGAUAGGGAAGUUCCGGAAUUGGAUAGGUUGGUUUGGAAUAUCCAUUCUUCGAGUUCUUUUACUUGUAAAUCUUUUAUUGAUAAAAUUAUUGAUUCAUCUCAUGAUGAUGACCAAGCUCAAGUCUUCAAAGCCACAAAGAUUGUGCUGUUCAAGAGAAAAGCAACUGAGGUUUCAUCAAUUACUCAACAAAUGGAUACUUCAGGAAAGAUGGAAUUCUUAACCAUAAGCCUCUCAAGAAUUCUUACACUAAAGAAGAAAAGAAUUCUCUGCCAAGGAUUAUGA